CCUGACAGGGGAAGGAGGGAGGGAUGUUACUGCGGCUCUGCAUCAUUACUGUCUGUGUCUGAGAGAGAGAGAGAGAGACAGAGGACUCCUGCAAGUUAGAAGGAUCUCUGCAUUUUACAACUGCGGGCAGCCUCAGAGAAGACAGGGACAUCUCAUUGAACCUUUGCAGCUCCUUUGUCACAAUUUAAACCCGAACGCGUACAGAAACACGCAGUUGCCGGGAUAACUUCAUUGAGCGGAUUGUUUUUGGUUUAUUUGUUUUUUUAAAACUCUCUCAAGGUGGUGGUGGGUGGAGGGGGUUUGUAGGAGGUUGGAAGGGGGUGGGUGUGUGUGUCGAGAUGAGAGUUGGAAGGUGCCAGGUUGCAGAUGUGGUGGUGUCCGAGGCCAGCGCUGGCUGGGAGCUUGCAGCUUGAGCACUCGGCGGACGGAUCGAUACCGCUGCAAAAGUGACCGCAUUAAGCCGGGCGCCCCAGGACCUCACCGACGCCUUCGAGGGAGCGGAAAACAAGCCCGGACAUGGGCAACAGCUUCUCCAACGUGUCGGCGUUUCAGUCCCUGCACAUCGUCAUGCUGGGGCUGGACUCGGCGGGCAAAACCACUGUCCUGUACAGGCUCAAAUUCAACGAGUUCGUCAACACGGUGCCCACCAUCGGCUUCAACACCGAGAAGAUCAGACUGGGCAACGGCACCACCAAGGGGAUCAGCUGCCAUUUCUGGGACGUGGGCGGCCAGGAGAAGCUGAGACCCCUCUGGAAGUCGUACAGCCGCUGCACCGACGGUAUCAUCUACGUGGUGGACUCGGUGGACGUGGACCGCCUGGAGGAAGCCAAGACCGAGCUGCACAAGAUCACCAGGAUCUCGGAGAACCAGGGCACCCCGCUGCUGGUCAUCGCCAACAAGCAGGACCUGCCCAAGUCCCUGCCGGUGGGAGACAUCGAGAGGCAACUGGCGCUGCAGGAGCUCUGCCCCUCCACCCCUUGGCAUGUGCAGCCCGCCUGUGCCAUCAUUGGAGAAGGGCUGCCCGAGGGCAUGGACAAACUGUACGAGAUGAUUGUGAAACGGAGGAAAGCCCUGAGGUCGAAGAAGAAACGCUGACUCCACACGUAGGUUAUCUGUGAGAAAGAAAACGUGUUGCAGCGACAAAGUGUGUGAUUUAGAGCUCCAAAGGUACUGUAGAAAAUGUGCAGAUCAAUCUAUAUUAUAGAUUAUAUAUAUAUUUAUUUAAGAUAAAUAAUAAGACAUCCAUCAGAUUGUUAUGGCGUGAUAAGACUGUUGCAAGAAUGCAAAGAGCCAGGAUUUGAACCCAGUUUAAUUGCACCACACUCAGGACACUGGAUGUUGGUGCUGGGCGCACUGCACCGGGGAGGGGAUUGCACACUGGAGGGGUUUUAUUUUUUGCGAAAGAACUGUUGGAUGCGCUGAGGGGUUUUAUGCUCGUUUGGUUUCCCCUCCUGGCAAGCCCACCGACCUUAUGAGACUGUGUCGCCACGCAUCACCCCGGGAAGAUGAAGAGAUUGCCUGGUCACUUUAAGACUGUUCUCAAGUGUAGGACGUUUUCGAAUACAUUUUGUACAAAAAAGAGAAAGAAAAUCCCAUCCAGUAUUUGUGUUUUCGAAAAUGGAUCCACCGUCCGAUUCGCUGCGUUUUUUUUGUUUUGUUUGUCCCUACUUGGCUUCGACCGAUGGAAAAACGGCGUGUAACCGAGGAUAAGAAGUGAGAUUCAGCUUUCGGUGGGUUUAAUGGAACCUGUUGUAAAAGUCGCUUGUGAGCUCUCUGAGAGAAUCAGUGGGCAGGACGCAGAUCUGAGAAAGAUGGGCUACGGUGCAGAAAGGAGGCCCUUAUCUUUUGUAGCUACACUUUGGCUAUGCCCUCUUAAGUUUAACAUUUUUUUUAGUCGAUUAUUAAACUGAACUAGGUAAGGCUGGCCCUCACCUUUAAUUCAUCCAUGUACUCUAUGUAUUUAUCUGCAUUUGGUAUUUUAAACAUGUCUUUUACCAACAUAGUUGGCGGUAAGGAUGAUUUAUGAUCUUGGGAUAAUAAAACAAACCCUUGUGAUAAAAGAA
Messenger RNA from Rhincodon typus (whale shark), 2063 nucleotides. Its product is annotated as ADP-ribosylation factor-like protein 4C. The coding region runs from base 517 to 1095 and encodes 192 amino acids. The record is from RefSeq and is a predicted model, not a curated record. Gene Ontology annotation, molecular function: GTPase activity; GTP binding. Gene Ontology annotation, biological process: intracellular protein transport; endocytic recycling. The transcript has a single exon. NCBI's taxonomy places the organism in Eukaryota, Metazoa, Chordata, Chondrichthyes, Orectolobiformes, Rhincodontidae. Gene Ontology annotation, cellular component: cytoplasm.